GUGUGUGGUGUGCAUACCUGUAAUAAUAGGCGUAGCUAUAGCAAUGGCAAUGCUACACUCCGCGGCCGUGUAGUGCUCUCAUGGAGGACCCGGUCCGCGCCCUGCCGCCACUCUCCCGCGCCGAGUUCGCCCGGCGGGGCUUUGUUGUGCUGCGCGCGCCCAUCAUAAGUCGCGACUACUGCGACCUGCUCAACGCCCGGCUCGAGAAGCUGCUGCGCGGCGAGUACGACGUCCCGGGCGGCGCGCCGGACAAGGUGCCCGCGUUUCGAACGGAAACGCGGACGAAGCCUGGCAAGAAGCCGCCGCCCCUCGGCGGGCCGUCGUCCCGGACGCUGCAGGUGAUCAACUGCUGGAAGGCGGACGCCGCCUUCGCCGCGCUCGUGCGGUCGCCCACGCUCGGGCGGGCCGUGGCGGAGGUCAUGGGGUGGCGCGGGGCCCGGGUCGCGAACGACCAGGCGUGGGGCAAGCCGCCCGGCGCCGCCGCGCUCACCUUCCACCGCGACUCGCCGUACUUUGACUUCGUGCCGGCCGCCGUCGCGACCGUCUGGAUCGCGCUCGACGCCAUGACCGAGGAGCUGGGGCCGCAGGAGCCCGCGUGGAACUCGACGAUCCCGGGAAUAUUUUCGAGAGACCUCGCCAGCCGUCGCGCCGUCGAGCAGACGCGCUCACGGGGACACGCGCGCGGGGCUCCUGAAAUGUCAGCUCCACACAGGCUGGAGUACGUCGAGGGUUCGCACGCGUGGGGCGACGGCCGGGUGGGCUCGGCCGAGCAGUUCUUCGAUAGCCGCGACCCGACGGCGCUGCUGUACGACGCGGCGCGCCGCGAGCUGUGUGGAAAUCAAAAUUUUACGGCGCGUUCGACGCGACGCCUGCUCGAUGGCGUGGCGAUGCCGGUUCCUCGCCGCUCGACCGAGCCAGGACAGCCGCGUCAUCGCCGAGAAAUGACUUAGUGAAGAAUUGUCGGGUGCACCCGACACACUGGUUGAUUUCCACACAGGCCGCGAGGGGAUCGCCGCGCCGGAGGCGUCGCUGGUGGUCGAGAGGCUCGACGUGCCCGCCGGCGGCGCCGGCAUCCACAACGGGCGGCUCUGGCACGGCAGCGGCAGGAAUCGGUCGCGCACGCAGCCGCGGCGAGGGCUCGGGAUCCACUUCGUGCCCGCCGACGCCCGAUUCCGGGACGCCGAGAACGGCUACGAGACGCUCGCUCACCGUUUCCGCGACCCGUCGGGGGGCAACGCGCUCCCAGACCACGCCUUUCCGGUGACGUGGACGAUGUGAAGGAAGUGAAGUAAUUUUUAUGUGCCAGUAUC
This is a messenger RNA of Pelagomonas calceolata, 1310 nucleotides long. Lineage: Eukaryota; Pelagophyceae; Pelagomonadales; Pelagomonadaceae. The record is from the annotation of a GenBank genome assembly.